AUGCAAUCCAGUAUAGAUCUACUUCUUCCGCCACUCUUCCCUGUUACCGACGAUGAUCAUGGUGCUUGGGUUAUUACCGUCAGCACUAUUUUACUUUUUAUCACUGUCCUUGCAACGACAGUAACGUUAAUAUCUCGGAUUCGCGUUCUACGGAAGAUCUCCUGGAGCGACUGUAUUGUACUCUUCAGUUGUAUUCUAUUCAUUCCACAGUCCGUCUGCAUUAAUAUAGCAAGCUCCCAUGGUAUCGGGAAACACCGAAAUGCCCUAAAUGAUACCUCAUUCGAAAUAUACAGCAAGGCACUAUACGCUAGCCAACUCCUCGCCAUCCUCGUUCUGGGAUGCUCCAAGGCCGCCGUCGUGCUUCUAGUACUAUCCUUACAACCAUUCGAGAGAAUCACCAUCGCAUGCAAGGUUGCCCUCUGCCUAAUCGGGACAUGGAGCUUGACCGCCUUUAUAGCACUCAGCACACAAUGCAAUCAGCCACGACCAUGGGACUUCAGACCAGAUCGCUGCAUCAACCAAGAAGCUUUGUACAUCACAUUAGGCGGCAUUCAUAUGAUAUUAGACUUGGUCUCCCUACUACAUCAAGUCCAGAUAAUACAGUGGAAGCGGCAUCAAAUCUCUGCACUUUUUGCGAUGCGUAUACUCGUUCUGGCGCUCACCAUUGCCGGCCUACGCUCCGUCCGGCCCUUAUUCCAUUCUAUACCACUAGAUCAACCGUGGAAUGCUCUCAUGCCCGCAAUCUGGCUGCAGCUGAUCUUGAGUUCCUCGAUUAUCUGUACAUGCAUCCCGACCCUCAAGCGCGUGCUGGUCGAUCUUCAGACUGGUAUGAUGGCUGGAACAAUAUCUGUAUUCCUUGAGCAGUCUGUCUCCGGUCAUAACAGCCAGGAAAAUUCUUCGCCAUCCAAGGAAAAGGACUCGGUUGGGCAGAAAUCCGGAUCGGGAUUGGCAUCCCAGUAUCGUGUUCGAAGAGAUUCACUUGAUGCUGAGCUCAUGGGCAGCUAUUCGACCAUGCGCGACACCGUUAUCGAGCGGGAUAUCUACCUCGGGGUUCGGAAUGGACACCCUUAG
Molecule: messenger RNA, 1071 nt
Organism: Penicillium bovifimosum
Lineage: Eukaryota; Fungi; Ascomycota; Eurotiomycetes; Eurotiales; Aspergillaceae
Exons: 5
Coding region: 1-1071 (356 amino acids)
Source: RefSeq, a predicted model, not a curated record